UUUUGUGAGAUAUUAUCUCAUUUUAUUAACAAAUAUUUUGUUUAUUUUAGCGGACGAAUAAAAUAUGUUUGCAGAUAAUUUAUUUAAAAUGCGUUUCACAUGGCGCAUCAUAAAAAAUGGGCGACACCAAAGACGGUCCUUGCAAAGACCCUUUCGUGCAAUCGGCCCCAUGAAAAUGGGAGUUCUUGUAGAAGUGUUUUCGCCAGAUUCUCUAAAAGGGAGAGGUGUGAGAGCAGUUUCAAGUAUUAAAGCAGGAACAUGUGUAUUAGAAGAUGAACCCUUUGUGUAUAUUUUGAAUGAAGAACAAUUGCAGUUUAGAUGUGGCCACUGUUUACGUGCAUUAUCCAUCGAAAACAAAAGUGAGAUUGGAUGUAAUAUCUGUAAGUCCUGCAAGAAAGUGGUUUACUGCAAUAAAAGCUGUCAGGAUGCAGACAGUAGAGAGCAUCGCUAUGAAUGUAAGGUGUUACAAGGGAAGGCUAAGGAUGACCUUACUCUCAGACUACUCACAAAGCUCAUCCUGAAAAGCAAGAAAUGCAAGUUUCAGAAAUCCAACCGGUCACUUAAUGAGUUUCCCUCAUCCUUCAGGGACCUUUGUUCAUCCAAACUCUCUUUGAAGGUUCGGGAUUGUACUUUGAGACUGUUCCGCCGUUAUGAGAAAAGCUGGAGGAGCAAACUAAGAAGCCAUCUUUCACCAUUUCAAGGUGAAGAGGUUCUGGAUACCUAUGAAAAACUGAAUAUCAAUACCUUCUCUAUGUAUGAUGAGAUGAAGAGGGUUAUCAUUGGACAAGCUCUUUAUAUCAGAGCUUCUAUGUUCAACCAUAGCUGUGAACCUAAUUGUACAUUUGUAUUUGAUGGAACCAGAUUAACUGUUAGAGCCAUUAGAAAUAUACAGAUUGGAGAAGAGUGUUGUAUAAGCUAUAUGAGUAGUCUUCUACCAACCAAUCUGAGACAAGAUAAGUUAAGAUCAACUUAUGGAUUCAUUUGCCAGUGCCCUCGUUGUUUGGAUAUUGAAAGGGACAGUCUUAUGUUGUGCAUCAAAUGUCCAAAUGAAAGCUGUCAUGGACCGGUUUUUUCUAACCAAGAUGGACUCUUCCAGACAUGCAAUAACUGCAAUACUGAAGUAACUUCAAUGGAACAUUCCACUGCAGUGAGUAGGGUGGAAGCCUUUUCAGAGGAAGUGCUAGAGGAAGUUAAAAAAGUUCACAGAGACACAGUGGAAUCCAGCUCAGAAAAUGACAAUAGUCUUGUAGUUAUCUUGAAGCAGUGCCUUAAGGAGCAGUCUAGUCUACUUCACCAGACCCAUCAUUGUGUGAUGAGGGUCCGUCUGGAGAUCAUGGAUGCAUGCUCUCACUAUGGCCAUUGGAAAGAGGCAUUAGAAGCUAGCAAGGGUCUACUUGAUGUUUUAAGGUUACAUUUGAGUAGAGAAGAUCCUUAUAUUGCUUUUUAUCUUUUGAAAGUGAGCAUCAUCCAUCAUAACCUUGGAGAAGCAAACAAGACAUAUGAGGUCUUAGAACAGGCCAUACCAUUGCUUGAGACCGCAUAUGGCGACAACCAUCUUGUAACACAACAUGCCAAAGAACUUCAACUCCAGUCUUCCCAAGAACUUCACACAUUGACCUUCUCAACAUUCACCAAAGAUUCUCUUCAAAUCCACCCAACAGAGUCAUUAUCUCAAGCAAUCAGAAUAUUAUUGUCAUGGGACCUGCUGUGAUUGCUCCCCAUGGAGUGGAAAAUGUAGAUACAAUCUCACUAUUCACCAAAGAUGCUCUUCAAAUUCACCCAACAGAGUCACUACAUGUAUCUUUAGUAAAACCUUUUCAUUUAACCUUUUAUGAUUGCUUCCUGGGGAGUGGAAUAUGUUAAUACAAUCUCAACAUUCACCGAAAAUGCUCUUCAAAUUCAACCAACAGAAUCCUUGUCUUUAGUAAAACCUUAUUGAACCCAUUUCGAUUGCUCACAAGGGAGUGGAAAAAGUAAAGCAUGGAGAUGCAUCUUCAGUAUAAAAGUACCAUUGAUAACCUCUACACAUGAUUAUGGAGAAUGGUUGUACACACAAUUAUCUAUGCAUGCAUUUUUGUAUUAUUUUUUAGAUGCACUGGAUGCGUAUGGUAGUUGGUCAGAUGCAUAAAAAAUAGCGACUGCUUACAAACAACUGCUUCAAGCACAAACAGUUGCUAGCCAUUCAAAAAAUCAAGCCUCUGCAAUUGCCAUAUUUGCCAUAACCCUUUGCUUGUGCUGAAACCCUGUUCUUGCAUUCAGAAAGCUAGCCUUCAAUCGCUUACGGUGUGAACAAUAGCAACGUCACGCUGGUGUGAACACGACUAUAAGAACAAUGGUGAGACUCAUGUGCAAAGGGUUUCCUAACAUGGCAGUGCAAAAUAUACCGCUUCUGUCUGACUCAUGUAAAAAAAAAUUCCUUAGAUGAGUAGUAGAUGAGUUGGGGUUCUCUCUCAGGUGCAUAAACAUGGGAAAAUGCGAACGCCCUGAUCAAGCAAACACUCAAGCGGCUCUGAAGGAGCUUGAAAAAACCCAAGCACAUGCUUAAACGCGCAAGCAAAAGUGUCACUUGAUGCAUGCGCUUUUUCACAAUUGCCUAAUCGUCAAGCAAAUGCUAGCAGGCAGUUAGCAGUUGCUUGAGAUUACUAUCAAAAGCAAUUGCUCAUUUGUAUGUAUACAGAAUCAAGCAAAGCCAAGCAAAAGCCUAUCAAAAGCAAUUGUUACAUUGUAUGCAUCUGACCCAAUACCCAGAAUUUCUUAUUCUUUCUUUUUUACAGAAUGAUAGGAUGUCCCCAUUUAUAGAGAUUGACGUAAGAAUGUGAUCUUCAUAGAAAACUUAUGAGAAAUACAAGUGGGAAUUCCCGAAAGUUGAUCAAAAACAUGCCAAAUAUUUUUAUAUUUUCAAGUUUGCCAAUACUAUGAUCAUGUUCUCAUUAAUCGUAAGACAACUCAGAACAGCUUUUGUUAGCAAAGCAAUGUAUUCCAUUUCAAUCAAUCAUGGAGUGAAAAAAUAUUUUCAUGUUUGUAAAAUGUACUCAUUGUAAAUGUUAUUUUAGUUUUGUGGUAUUUAACACAAAUUUGCAAAUUCUGAGAAAAAAGAAGCUAUUUUGUAAAACUGUCAUUUUGACAAUGUGUAGUCAAUAAUUUUGUCAACUAUGUUUAUCUUAUAUUACCGAUAUAUUUAUAGACCAAUAGAAUUGAUAAUAUAUGUGAUACUGAUCAUUCAAAAUAUUCAAUUGCAAAUAAUAGGGAUAGUCAUUGCAACUCUUAUCUUGUGCUUUUCAAACAGUCUCUCAUUUAAUGCAAAUUAUCACUAUCAUAAAUUUUUUUUUUUCCUUCUUUAGUGCACAAGUCAAGAAAUUUCAUACUAAAAAAAAUUAUUUCAUUAUUUCAUUUUAAUUUAGGCUAUCAUUUUUUUUUUCUGUGUGAAAUUUUCUCAGGUGAAGAUAAUAUGUUCAUUGUAACUGAUAAAAAAUUAACUCAUCAUGUGUUUAUCUAUCCUACACUGCACUGCAAAUACCUUGAAAUAUUUUAUGCUAUUUAUAUAGAUGUACUGGUCAUUUUGUAAUAUAAGAUGACGAGCUGAAUUCUGACCAUGGAAAUUUAUCUGACUGGUAGUGAGCGGUCAUAAGUAAAGUAAACUCCUCAAAAAGAGUUUGGAAAUCUGACUUUGAAUGAUAAUCCCUCCUCGGUUUGCUUAAAAGCAAACUCCCAUCAUUUGUUGUUUUAGAGAUAAUCAUACACACAAUGAAAAGUGUGUAAGAUUGUGCCAUGUAACGUCAGUUACAGUGAAAAUGCCCAUAAGAACAAACAUGCAUGGGUAUUUCAAACCACGACUCAAACCAUCUCACAGAACCAUCACUACAUAAACCACAACAAAACAUAAAAAAUGAAGAAGCAGGGGCUUGAUUUGAAUGGAUUUUUAUCUCUAUUGACACAGACAAAAGAAUCAUGUUCUGUAUUGACCCUUCAUGACUAUUUCUGCUCGUUUUGCAGCUUUUCAAUUCAGACCUCAUCCAACACUUUUGAAUCCUGCUCUUUCCAUGAUGGCAUGAUCAUAGCAAGCAUGGUAUCAUUUUAAAGAAAAUUAAAUGAUCUUUUGAAUGAUAUCAAAUGUGCAUUGUGUAAAAUCAGGAGUUGGGAGAAAUUAAUGGCCAAACUCAGAUUUCCAAACUGUUUUUGAGGGGUUUAUAAUGUCCAGUCAUGGUUUUGGGAUUAGGAUGGUUAUCAAAUAACAAGAAUCCACAAUACUAUCUUAAUAUUUAAUAAACAUUAUUUUCCUUGGGCAUUUUUUUUACCUUUGAAACAGUGUGAACUCCCUUGGCCAUGUCUUGGUUGCGCCCCGAAGAUACUUUGUGUGUGUAAUUCUUACUAAUGCACAUUUAAAAUGAUGGGCAACAUACACUGUGUUGGGUAAUGUAUGUUGGUAAAAAUAUAUAUAUAUAUUCUGGGCAAUUAUUAUCCAAUUGAGCAAAUUUAUUACCCAAUUAUUAGUUUUUAUUACCCAAUUUGGACAGAUUCUAACC
Molecule: messenger RNA, 4523 nt
Organism: Lytechinus pictus (painted urchin)
Lineage: Eukaryota; Metazoa; Echinodermata; Echinoidea; Temnopleuroida; Toxopneustidae
Product: N-lysine methyltransferase SMYD2-like
Exons: 12
Coding region: 65-1711 (548 amino acids)
Cellular component (GO): nucleus
Molecular function (GO): protein binding
Source: RefSeq, a predicted model, not a curated record